Messenger RNA from Uloborus diversus, 5277 nucleotides. It is a transcript of the gene mus301, whose product is annotated as helicase POLQ-like. The record is from RefSeq and is a predicted model, not a curated record. NCBI's taxonomy places the organism in Eukaryota, Metazoa, Arthropoda, Arachnida, Araneae, Uloboridae. The transcript has 2 exons. Bases 425 to 3361 code for a protein of 978 amino acids. Gene Ontology annotation, molecular function: ATP binding; nucleic acid binding.
UCCAAAAUCCGGAGCAAAAAAAAAAAAAUUUGUUUUUCGUUUGAAUGUACGACUUGAAUACGUUAACAAAAGUCUCAACAAUUUGAAAAAGUGGAAGUUUACGUAAAUUAUGUGAAAAUUAAGUUCCUGACCGUAAGAAAAAAAAAAAAUCUGCACACAUUAGAAAUAAAAUCCUUUUCAAUGCCUCUUUUGUUAACUUGUAAAUAUAGCUGAAAAUAACUUUAUAAUGGGUUGCUAUUAUCUGCUUUGGUAUCUGCUAGCUGUUUGCACUUUUGAAGAUCCUGUUGAAUUUGAGUCAUCAAGUAUGAAUCUUACAAAGAAUACUUCUAAUGCCAAAGAAAAUGCUCUUCCACUGGUGAGUAAAAAUUUAGCUACUUAGCAUGAAAAAGAUCUACAUUAUUGCUUUCGCUUGAGAUUUUGAUACAUGAUGAAUAAUUCAAGUUUUUCAGCAUUAAAUGAUGACUCCGAGUUUUCUAUUUUCACAUCUACACCUGUAUCCAGAAAGUCCUUUAGGCGGUGUAAUAAUAAUGAAAGUAUACUUAAUCCAUGCAGUAUAACAUAUGAGUUUCUUGGGGAUGAUGAUUUGUUUGAAAAUAUUUGUGCUAAUGACCUCAAUGGAAAACCAGAUUGUGUUGCUUUAGAAACUGUUUGUAAAAAUGAUGAUUUUUCGGAAAAAGUCAAGAUUAAAGAAAAAGAAAAUGCUAUUCAAUCGAAACCAGUUGCUGAUGUAAACAAUUCAUUAAUUUGUCAUUCUCAACAUCCAGAAACUAGCCUACUUUCGCAAAAUAAAAGAAGAGGCUCCAGCUCAUGGCAUAACUGUAGUUUUCCCUCUUUGUCAUUAAAUAGCAUUCUUAACGAAGAUUCACCUGAUGGAAGUGACAGUUUUACUUCACACAUCAUAAAAAAAUUGAAACAUAAUGCUUCUACUGGUCCUAAAAGUCCUAAAAGCUCAUUGUCUCAAAUAAAACGUGCCAGUAUUUUAUUUGCGCUAGAUGAAGCUCAAAAGCUUCAUGAACAACUUUCACAAAGUUCUGUUGGACCUUUUUAUGGUUUGCCUUCAACUUUACCGGAUCUUUUGCGGACUCACAAGGGAAUUGAUGAGCUAUAUGUGUGGCAGCAGGAGUGUCUCACAUUGCCUGCUGUGAAGCAGAAACAAAAUCUCAUAUAUUCACUCCCCACCAGUGGUGGAAAAACUCUUGUUGCUGAAAUUUUGAUCAUGCGAGAACUUUUGUGCCAUUUGAAAGAUGCUGUUUUAGUCUUACCAUAUAUUUCUCUAGUCCAAGAAAAAGUUCGAGGUCUUUCACCAUUUGCUGUUGAUUUAGAUUUUGUAAUUGAGGAAUGUGCUGGCAUCAAAGGUACCAUUCCUCCUCGUAAAAGAAGAAAGCGCCAUGUUCUGUACAUCUGUACAAUUGAAAAAGCACAUUCUUUGAUUAAUUCCUUGAUUGAAAAUCACAGGAUGCCUGAAAUUGGCCUUAUAGUAGUUGAUGAACUGCAUAUGAUUGGUGAAUCUGGUGGUAGAGGUGCUAUUCUUGAAGCCUUGUUGUCUAAGAUUCUUUUUGUGUCAAGAAGUACUCAAAUAAUUGGUAUGAGUGCAACUUUGAGCAACAUGGCAGAUUUGCAGAAAUUUUUGAAUGCGGAUGUUUAUGAGAAAGAUUUUCGUCCCAUUGAAUUAAAAGAAUAUGUUAAAGUUGGAAGUGAGUUGUAUGAAUUAACCAAUAAAAAUGCUAAUGAAUGGCAUCUGUCUCGAACCCUUAACUAUGGAUAUUCAAAAGAGAAGGCUUUACGUGAUCCAGACAUGAUCACUGGCCUUAUUAUGGAAGUAAUACCUCAAAAUUCCUGUUUAAUAUUUUGUCCAACUAAAAAACAUUGUGAAAAUGUUGCUAUAACUGUCUGUCAUUUACUACCAGAAUCGCUAUUAGAACAUAAAAAAGCUGAAAAAGAAGCAUUUUUGAGUGCUUUAUCUGAAGAAGGUCAUGGAAAUGUAUGCAAUAUAUUGAAACAAUCUGUUAAAUUUGGUAUUGCAUACCACCACAGUGGGUUAACUAUGGAUGAACGUAAAUUGAUAGAAGAGGCUUAUUUGAAUGGUAUACUUUGCUGUUUGACAUGUACUUCAACUCUUGCUGCUGGAGUUAAUUUGCCGGCAAAAAGAGUUAUCCUUAGAGCUCCAUAUGUAGGAAGAGACUUUAUAACUUUUAGUCGUUAUAAACAAAUGGUUGGUAGAGCAGGUCGAGCUGGAAUCGACAGUUCUGGGGAAAGUAUAUUAAUUAUAAAACCAAGUGAAAGGUUACACAUUGCAAAUCUUUUGACAUCAGAUAUGGAUUCAUGUCAAAGUACUUUCAAUACAGAGCCUGAUAGACUUCAUAUGUUGUUGUUAGGUUUAGUUGGAUUGAACUUGGCACAUAAUCUUGCGGAUGUAUACUCUUUCAUGAAUAAUACUUUAUCUGCUGUCCAAACUAGAGACUCUGGAUGCAGCCCUAGUGAGGUUUUUCAGAAAACAAUGAAUAAUUUAUGUGAUAAUGGUUUGAUGGUGAAAGAUAAUGAUAAGUUUUUCAUCUCAGAUUUAGGAAAAGCGGCUUUCCGAGGUGGUGUUGAUAUUGCUACAGCAGAAGAGUUUUUGAAACGUCUAAGAAAUGGAAUGAAUGGCUUAGUACUUCAUUCUUACUUGCACUUGCUGUAUAUAACAACACCUGUUGAAUUUUCUCAAUCUAUACCACUGAUACCUGAUAUUCUUCUGGAAAAAUAUUCAUCCUUGAGUUCUGAAGACAUGAUUGUUGCUGAGCAGAUUGGUGUUACUGAGAGGCUAGUGAUGCUAUUGGCUAGUGGGAGGAACUCUAAUGCUAAGAAUAAAGCACUUUUGCAUCAUUUUUAUUUGACUCUAAUCUUGUAUGACCUGUGGAAGCAAAAUUCUGUGUGGUCUGUAGCACAGGAAUAUCAGGUACAUCGUGGAGUGAUACAGAAUAUGUUGAACAGUGCGAGUGCUCUUGGAGCUAUAAUGAGUAAUUUCUGUCAAGAACUGCCUGAAUUUUGGGCAUACCAGCAAUUACUGCCAAGCUUUGUAAAACAACUAUCUUAUUGUGUGACAAUGGAACUCAUACCUCUUAUGGAACUUCCAGCAGUGAAGAGGGGUCGUGCUAAGCAGCUAUAUAUUGCCGGUUUCAAAACAUUGGCACAUAUAGCACGGGUAAAUCCACAUGAUUUGGUGAAUAAAGUCAAUCACUUGCCUUACAAAACAGCAGCCCAAAUUGUUUCUGCUGCUAAAAUGAUACUUACAGAAAAAGCAGAAGCUCUACAUGAAGAAGCAGAACAACUCAUUGAAGAAUUCGACCAGAACUGUUCAAUGUUUAAUGACAUAGAUUUAUGAUGACUUUAAAAGUUUGGCAAUAGAUGGGCAAUUUUUUCAUAAUUAAUAAAAUAAACAUAAUGUAUAUUUUUCAAUUUGUUUUCGCCAUAGAAUAAAUAAUAACCUAUAUGUAAGGUGUUUUGUGAGUAAAGUUCAGAAAUGAUCUAAAACAAUUCUUUUAUUGUUGUUUUGAAAAAUAAUUAUGACCUCUCAAUUAUCCAUUCUUCCUUUCAUAAUUCUUUUUCUUUAACCCCUUACCUGCCUAGAAAAUCUUAAGCUAUGCACUCCAUAGUGUCACUAUUUUUUGCAUAAGCACAUGUGUUUUUGCGAUACAUUAGGGGGAAAUAAAUGCAACUUUUGCUGUUUAAAAACUCUCUACUUUCACAAAAUAAAGAAUAAGAGAAAACAAUGAAAACACAAAUAUUGUAUUUUAAAGCUUUAGGAAUGAUUUUAUCAAGGCAUAUAUCGUCAUGUUCGAGUCAUCUAAUCCCAGGAAUAACAGUAGAGUAUCCUACUGUUGCUUUGAGGAGACAGUAUAUACGCCCACAACAAUUAAGGGGUAAAUUCAACAAGUGUUAGUGGUGCUGGCCAGUAUUGCAGGAGAAUAAUUUUGAAUUGCUGACAAAACCCUUCUAAUGCAUCAUUAAAAUGUUUUAUGGAAAUUUGUCAAACUAUCGAUCUAAAAAUUUUUGCUGCAGAAAAAAAAAAAUCAAAUGUAGCUAAAGACGAGUUAAAAUUAUAGAAUAAUAGACUAUAUUUCUGUCAGAAUUGUUAUUCUUAAUUAGUAUUAGUAUGAGCAAUACAAUUUAAGAAAUACAAAUAUAUCAAGCUUGAAUUAAAAUACAGUCAGAUCUCGAUAACUCAAAGCUUAAAACUAUAUACAUUCCUGUAUCUCAAAAAUUUUAUUGGGUCCCAAACUCUUGAGACUGUUGUGGAAACUAAUACACAUGACUCAAACUACCAGUAACUCGAACGUUUUAAAUGGUCCCUUCUCGGGGCUUCGAGUUAUUGAGAGUUGACUGUAAGUUGAUUGACAAAGAUAUAAGAGUUUUCUGAUGAUGUUGUUUAAAAGAUGUAACAAUUUUCUGACACAUGCAAAAGCAUUAAAAAAUUCUUCAAUGAUUGGUGUUCUAAACCAGAAGAAUAACGACUGUUUUCUCACCUCUUUGAAGUUGCCAAGGCUUUAAAAUUAGUCAAUUAAGCAAAAAACUGAAUCCUAUAUUCUUAGUUGUUUAGACAAAAGACAAAAUUAAAUGUGUCAAGCCGCUAUUGACAUUUUUGUUGCGUUCUCAUAAAAUUGAUAAGCAAGUGAGUAAGAUUUGCAGUGCAAGACUCAUUUUGUUUACACUUUCCUGUUGCAUAUAUGGUUGUGUUCGAUGAGCAACCGGUAGCUCACCGGUUGGUCGAUCACAUGACAAAUAAUGACGUCAUCUCCAAUGCUUUAGCAUUGGCUGACGUCAUUAGUGUCACAUGAUCAAUCGACCCGUCGCUGCCGGUUGAGGUCGUCAAACAUAAGCUAGAUUGGCAGCACUCCUAGUAAACAUUUGAUAGUGCAUUUAAGUUUUUUUACGUAAGUGCAUUCUCAUAAAAUUUAUAGCAAGAGUAAUAUUUGCAUUGUGAGACUCAUUUAGUUUACACUUUCCCGUUGCAUAUAGAUUUGCAGCACUCAUGCUCAAUUCUUGACGUUUCAUUUGUGUUUUCUUCACUAAAGUGCAUUUUUUUCAUUAGCUCUUUUUUUGUGGUCUCUUAAUCUACAGUCUUCAUUUUUCUUCUUCCUUUACUUUCAUUUUCUUGAUUACUACCAUUUAUAGAAGUUUAUUGUAAUUCUAAGCAUUUUUUAAGAUAAUAUUUAAAAGUGAAAGAGGUUUGUUAACUUGUACAUGAGAGUUAAAAGGAAAAAAGCUCUUACUAAAUAACCAAUGUUAAAGACACCAAAU